AUAUAUAUAAAUGAUAUUGAACAAUAGAAUUGUUAGCAUAAAAAUGAAACUUGAACACAUUUUAUAUGUCCGACUAUUAUUUUCAUCAUUAUUGUUCUUGAUUUAUGCCAAAGUAACACAUGUUACAUCACAACCAAACACUCCUGAGUUGAGAAAACUUUUACAAUAUCACAAUGAUCUAAGAAGUGAUCUUAUGGCAUGUAAGUUACCUGGACAACCACCAGCAAAGAGGUUGCCAAUGCUUCAAUGGGAUAAUGAACUGGCUUCAACAGCGAAAGAUUUAGCCAAUGAAUGUUAUUUUCAUCAUAACGAUGUUGAACUAAAGCAUAAAUGGGAUUUUGUCGGUCAAAAUAUUGCAGGAUAUCAAACACUUGAAUUAGCAUUCAAUGCAUGGAAAGAAGAACAUGAGAUGUAUAGUUUUUAUUCAACUAGUUGUUCUGGCGUUUGUGGACAUUAUACUCAAUUAGUUUGGCAAAACACCACACAUGUUGGUUGUGGUAUAACAAAUUGUACCGGUUAUUAUGGAUUUCCUUAUGGAUUAUCGGUUGUUUGUAAUUAUGGUCCAGGAGGUAACUAUGAAGGUCGUUAUCCUUAUGAUCCAAAACCAUCAUCUGAAUGCCGUGGUACAACUACUAGACGUCCACCAACUACAACACCCGCCAGACCAAUUAAACCUUCGAGACCACCAAAACCCGAUUGGAAAACACUUAUCAAUACAUGGGAUGCAUUUGUCAAGUACUAUCAAUUACAAGGACUUGUAACACAAACAUGUAUUUGUCUUGGAUAAGAAAGAGAAAAGAAAUUGAUUAGUUUUUUUUAUUUCUAUUCGUUGAGCAUCAUGAGCAUGUGAUUUAAUAAAAUAAAAUUAAAAAAAUAUAAACAUCUUUUGUAAGC
Messenger RNA from Schistosoma turkestanicum, 894 nucleotides. The record is from the annotation of a GenBank genome assembly. Lineage: Eukaryota; Metazoa; Platyhelminthes; Trematoda; Strigeidida; Schistosomatidae.